Lates calcarifer (barramundi perch) is the source of this 3265-nucleotide messenger RNA. Its product is annotated as thrombomodulin. The record is from RefSeq and is a predicted model, not a curated record. The coding region runs from base 167 to 1783 and encodes 538 amino acids. The transcript has a single exon. Lineage: Eukaryota; Metazoa; Chordata; Actinopteri; Centropomidae. Gene Ontology annotation, cellular component: membrane. Gene Ontology annotation, molecular function: calcium ion binding; transmembrane signaling receptor activity.
GGUUUAAACUGGCCAGGAGGGGGGAACUUCCUUUUUCGCCUGGUCCAGGAAAAAAAAACAGUUGGAGGCUUUUAUAAAUGGGAACUAUGUUCAGCUCUCAGUUUGUCUAUCAGCUUCGGAUCUUCGAAGACAUAGAUUUAUCGUGAGUCUGUUUAACACCGACAUUAUGAUUCCUACAACACGAGCUCUGCUGAUUUGUGCGGCUUUUCUCUGCGGGCUCAAGGAAGUGGUCCUCUCUCAGCACGGACACUGCGCCGGGAAUCUGUGUUUUGUGCUUCUUCAAAAGCCCGAAGACUUUCCAGGUGCGCAGAAAAACUGCAAAGAAGUGGGAGGACAGUUACUCAAGAUCAGCUCGGAACAAGCACAGAAGACGUUACCGACUCCACUGAACAGGAUGAGCGGUAGCUACUGGCUGGCGCUGCACGACAGCGCCGGCGGGACCACAGGAGAAGUCUCGGCACGUCUCCAUAACUGCUCCUCCAUCUCCGUGACGAACGAAGGGAAACUCUCCGUGUCGUGGAAGCCGUGCCAUGGCAAACUGGACGGAUUUCUGUGCCAGUAUUCAACCACGGAUCUCUGUGGUCGCUUGCAGGCGGGCGGAGGUGCACAGGUGAGGUACAUCACGUACUGGGGUUUCCAGGUCAGUGAUUGGGAGAGGUUUCCACCAGCAACCAUAGCCGUGGCGGAAAAGGUUGGCGGUAAAUAUCCGAACUCGAAACAUUUGUGUUUCGCCCAGACCUGGACGCGAGCUCCCUGGGAGUGUGAAGUGCUGAACGGCGGCUGUGACCACAAGUGCAAGUCUUCACCACGCACCUGCGUCUGUCCCGCGGGACAAACCCUCCAUCGCAACAACAUCACCUGCACCGCCAAGGACCCGUGCGCCGACUGCGCCCAAGGGUGCCAGCAGGAGGGCGACUCUCACGUGUGCACGUGCAGACAGGGCUACAGGCUGGCGAGGGGCAGGAAGAGCUGCGUGGACGUGGAUGAGUGCGAGGAGAGGAAGGACUUGUGCACAGGUGAGAAUAGGGAGUGUAUGAACACCGAGGGAGGGUUUGAGUGCACGUGCAAAGACGGCUUCGUGGAAGACGACGGAGUGUGUGUGAACAAUGCAAUCUGUGAGAAGUGUGAGCACAUGUUGUGUAAGAAGCGCAAUGGGGCUUACCGGUGCGAGUGCCGGGAGGGGUUCAGUGUGUCAGCUGCAGAUCCCACCAAGUGUAACGUACACUGCGCCGAGAGAGACUGUCCAGCUGACUGCGUCUACGAUCCAGAUGUUGAAAGGAUUGACUUGCAGAAGUGCUACUGCCCUGACGGUUAUAUUAGACACAACGGGAACGAUACAGCCCUCUGCACUGACAUUAAUGAAUGUGAGAUGGGGCCACAGUGUGACCACAUGUGUGAAAAUCUAUUCGGUAGUUACAGAUGUAUCUGUCACGAGGGGUUUGAACUGCACCAGAACAGGUGUGUACGUGUAGCGACCAUGGACUGGGAGGAAGGAUCAGGCACAACUUCUCCAUCAUACCCCGCAGCAUCCACAGCUCUCCCGGCCGCAGUACCCUCUUACAUCAAGACCGGCAGUGUCCUGGGAAUCAGUGUGUUCAUUGUGCUGUGUGCUGCCUCGCUGUAUCUUUUGGUCCAAAUCAUGAUGAAGCGUUGCGGCAGAUUUGAGCUUCCCUCCUUCAAACAUCCAGACAUUGAUAUUUUCUAUCUGCAGCAGGUGACCACAGAGACGUACAAGAGGUUAUCCUUCGACAAACAGUUCAAGAACGACUUUCAGAGACAGUAACUGCACCACCAAAGACCUUUGACCAUCCCCAUGUCUCAUGCACUGUUUCCUUUCCUCAGACUCAUCAGAUAGAUGAAACUUUUAUCACAGAGUUAUCCUGUAGGCACUGUUAAUCGGAAACUAUUUAUCUCUUAAAGCUGGGUUAAACAAAGACAAAUGAAGACUUAGAAAAAACAGCUUAAUACUUCCCCAUGUGUAACAGAUUUUUUACCUUUUAUUGCUAAGAUGGAAAAUUCUGGAUUUCCUUCCCAAUUAGGCUAAUUUUUGGAAUGAUGGCAAAUCAGAUGUUGUUAGACUGGAAACACUAAUAGUAAUGGUACUGAAAAGUUAGUAUGGUCAUUUUUUUAAAUCAGAAGUUCAAGAAACCAUAUUUUUUGUUACUGUCAGACAAGUGACAUGAUUAACUUGUCAAAGAACCAGUUUUAUAUUUCAUUUUGUUACUGUCUAAUUAAACUGUAGACACACACUGUAGUUUAGUUCUUGAACAUCAAUAGGAAAACAAAACCUUCCUGUCUUUGCUUGACAUUUCUUUUUGCAUACCAUAAUAUUAUAUUCCAUAUAUUGGCUGGCAUAAUUUGUGACACUUUAAUCUCAGUAUUGAUAAAGUCAGGAUCAUAUUAUUUGCAGUUGUUUUGUGGCUUACAUGAGGGCGGUGACUCGCUGUGACUGAUGUUUGCUCAUAGAAUAUUCCUGUCUUUCUUAGAUCUGGACAUUUAUGAUAUGGAUGCGCAGUGUAUUUCAUUUUGAAGUGGACCUCUAUUUGUUUUUGGGAUGUUGUUGUUGCCAUAGGGACUGUUUGUGAAGCUUGUGUUAAGGCUUUUAUGAAAACAGCAGCCAACUGCAGCAGCUCAGGGCUUUUUGACACUCUCUCCUUUAAAAUAAUUGACAUGACGGCAUUAAAACAAACUGCAGAUUUUCUUUACAAUCAUCUAAAUUCACAGGAUAUUGACAGACUGAUAUUUGAUAAUGAGAAACAGAAUAAAUAGAAAUCUGUAAACUCUUGUUUACUCUUCAAGGCAUGAUUUGUAAAGAAUAAUCAAUUUUACAGCCUGAAAACUCACUAGUGCAAUGUCAACAGUGCAUGACAGAUAGUAAAUGCAACACUGAUGAUUUUAAUAUUGAUAGUUACAGUUUAGUCUUUAUGUAUCAGAACAAUGAAUGUCAUGUUAUCUUACUGAUAGCGCUGAGGCGCUGCACUGGCUGUAUAUUUCUAACACUCGCGUUACCAUGAGGUUAAAUGUUACUAACUUUACUGUAUAACAGACUGGUCUUUAGAGAUAAGCUAAACAUGAAUGUAAAACUGUGCUGCUAACAUCUACUUAUAUAAUAGUCUGUUAUGAAAACACAUGUGCACCUCCUGCUGAUAUACCCACCCACUGUAUAUCUGUAAAACAGGCUUCUUGCCAGCUUUUAGAUUUUUAUUGUUUGUUGCUGAAUAUGUCACUAUUGAAUGAUUAUGUAAAUUAAAAGAUUAACAUUGGA